Messenger RNA from Pogoniulus pusillus (Red-fronted tinkerbird), 5320 nucleotides. RefSeq names its product kelch like family member 11 (gene KLHL11). Bases 6 to 2075 code for a protein of 689 amino acids. The record is from RefSeq and is a predicted model, not a curated record. NCBI's taxonomy places the organism in Eukaryota, Metazoa, Chordata, Aves, Piciformes, Lybiidae. Gene Ontology annotation, molecular function: protein binding. The transcript has 2 exons.
CCGCCAUGUCGGACAAAAUGGCGGCGGCCGCAGCCUCCCCUCAGCCGCAGACGGUCCCCGGGCAGCAGGCAGCGGAGGCCGAGGGCAGCUGCCCCCGCAGCGGCGGCAUGGACGGGGAGAACGAAGCGGAGGAGUUCGGGUGCCCGGCGCACUGCUCCGACCUGGCCUGGAGGCAGAACGAGCAGCGCCGCCACGGCCUCUACUGCGACAUCACCCUGGCCUUCGGCGGCGGGCGGCCCGGGGCUGCCCGCGAGUACCGAGCGCACCGCUCCGUCCUGGCCGGCGCCACCGAGUACUUCACUCCGCUCUUCUCGGGCGGCUUCGCCGAGUCGCGCUUGGACCGCGUGGAGCUGCAGAAGUGGAGCUCGGAGGGCGGCCCCGACCCCGACACGGUGGAAGCCGUUAUCGGCUUCAUGUACACCGGCACCAUCCGCGUCAGCCCCGGCAACGUGCACGAAGUGCUGGAGAUGGCCGACAGGUUCCUGCUGAGCCGCCUGAAGGAGUUCUGCGGAGAGUUCCUGAAGAAGAAGCUGAACCUCUCCAACUGCGUGGCCGUGCACAGCCUGGCGCACAUGUACUCGCUCAGCCAGCUGGCGCUGCGGGCGCAGGACAUGAUCCGCAGGAACUUCCACAGAGUCAUCCAGGAUGAGGAGUUCUACACUCUGCCUUUCCACCUGGUCAGGGACUGGCUCUCGGACUCGGAGAUCACGGUGGACUCGGAGGAGAUCCUCUUCGAGACUGUUCUGAAGUGGGUCCAGAAGAACCCCGAGGAGAGGGAGAGGUACUUUGAGGAUCUCUUUAAGCUGCUGAGGCUGUCCCAGAUGAAGCCUACCUACCUCACCCGCCACGUCAAACCCGAGAGGCUGGUGGCCAGCAGCGAGGGCUGUGCCCAGCUGGUGUCGGAGGCCGUGGAGAGCCAUGCCCUGCGCUCCGAGAACCUGCGGGCCGGCAACCUGCAGCCCUCCAGCUGCCCCCUGGCCCUGCUGCCGCGCUUCGGGCAGAACAUGGAUGUCAUCAUGGUGAUCGGGGGCGUGUCGGAGGGGGGGGACUACCUGAGCGAGUGCGUGGGGUACUUCAUCGAGGAGGAUCGCUGGGUCAACCUGCCCCACAUCCACAACCACCUGGAUGGCCACGCCGUGGCUGUCACUGACUCCUACGUCUACGUGGCUGGCUCCAUGGAGCCAGGCUUCGCCAAGACUGUGGAGAGAUACAACCCCAGCAGGAACAUCUGGGAGCAGGUCUCUAACCUGAUCACCAGGAAGCACUCCUUCGGCCUCACCGAGGUCAGGGGCAACCUGUACAGCAUCGGCGGGCACGGCAACUUCAGCCCCGGCUUCAAGGACGUGGCCAUCUACAGCCCGGAGAAGGACAAGUGGCUGAGCCUGGAGUCGGCACCCAAGAUCCUGCGCGACGUCAAGGCCGCCGCGGUCGAGGAUCGCUUCGUCUACAUCGCCGCCCGCACGCCCGUGGACAGCGACAGCGAGGACGGCCUCAGGGCAGUCUUCAUCAGGUUCGAUGCCGAGACUCGGCAGUGGCAGGACGUGGAGUCCCUGCCCCUCAUCGACAACUACUGCUCCUUCCAGAUGUCCGUGGCCAACACCAACUUCUACCACACUGCGUCCUGCUGCCCCAAGAGCUACCCCAUAGACAAUGAGGAGGCCAAGGCCAAGAUCAGCGGCAGGGCCUCCGAUGAGAUCCUGGAGAGCUUGCCCCCGGAGGUGCUCAGCAUCGAGGGGGCAGCCAUCUGCUACUACAAGGACGAUGUCUUCAUCAUCGGGGGGUGGAAGAACAGCGACGACAUCGACAAGCAGUACCGGAAGGAGGCCUACCGCUACUGCGCCGAGAGGAAGCGCUGGAUGCUGCUGCCCCCCAUGCCGCAGCCCCGCUGCAGGGCCACCGCCUGCCACGUCAGGAUCCCCUUCAGGUGCUUGCAGGGGACGCAGAGGUACCCCAUGCCUCAGAACCUGAUGUGGCAGAAGGACAGGAUAAGGCAGAUGCAGGAGAGGCAGAUGCAGGAGAUCCAUCGGCACUCCGUGAGCCUGCGCCGCCUGCCGCGCUCCCAGAUUGAGUGCUAGCGGCUGCCACCCUCCUGCUCGGGCUGAGGCACAAAGUGCUGAGCCCUUCUCUUGGGCUUCUCCUGCCUUUGUAAGAGCUGAGGGUGAGGAUUGCAUUGGAUGCAUCAAACCAGCAUCUCUAGGGUGUUGGAAGUGAAGAAGCUCAGGAACUGAGUUCAGAUGGGAACUGAGUGACGCCGUAGGUCCGACAGUGUUAGCGGUGCCCAGGGGCAGAGUGCAGCCUGGCAGGGACUGUGGAGCACCUCUGGGCAUGUGAAGUCUGUUACUGCUCUCUUCAGGUCUUUGUUUUCAAGGGUUUGUGUGGAGCCAGUCUCUGGAGGUGCUGUGUGGAACAUCAGAGGUCUGUGUCUCAGCCCCCAGAGGCUCCAUUCCUGUGCUCGGGAGCACCUCUUUGAUUUGCACUUCUCUUGACAUUCCAUGGAGCCUCCUGCUCAGUGGCAGCUCCACAGCUGCUUGGCGUGGGUGUGCUUGGCUUUCCCAGGCUGGGGGCAGGUGCAAUAGUUGUGUAUGGAAAGCAAAGCACAAUCUUCCUUCACGGAGGUAUUCUGGGAUGUUUCUGUGUGUGUGAGACGUUUUGUGUGCUGGGGAGAGGCUGCAGAGUCUGGCUCUGGGUGGAGGCUUGGUUCAGCACCAGGCACUUGGCUCAAGCAGAGAACUUGAGGCAGUAGAUUUGUUCCUUUUCAGGUGUAUCUGAGGGUGCUUUGAGUUUGUCUUUGACCUGGGUCAGCUGGGUCAGUAGCAGCUGAUAAAGGGAGUGAACAUCUGAGAAGCUGCCCAGCAGCACUGCCUGGGCCCUCCUGGCUGUCAGCACUGUGAAGGAGGUCACAGCAGAAGACUGAAACCUGAGCUGCUUGCAGAUCCCUCUCAGGUGCUGCGGACGUUUUAUGCCAGUGAAGAAGUGCCCAGGAGAGCCCCUGGGAGCCUCUGCCAGCCUCCUUGACAAUCAGCACCUCUGGCUGUGCUGCAGUGCUCCUCAGGCCAGCACUUGGUGUCCUCCUGCAGCUCUCAGGCUCUAACCACUGCACUCCCCCAGGUCCCGUGGCUGUGAGGCUGGAGCUCACUUAAACACUUUCAGGCCUUUUGAGGUGGGUUCUGCAUGACCCUGGGCUCAGCUUUGCUGCUGUGCUCCUGAGGAGCAGAACGUGGGAGGUUUCCUGUGGAGUGUCACCACCUCAGGGAGUUGUCUUGCUGCAGGUUCAGUGAAUCCUUCACCUCCCUCCCCCAUGCCCUUCCCUGCCGUACAGACUGACCCAGGACCUUGGGGAGGGGAGGGAGAAGGACCCAGAGUGUCCCCCAGGCAGUUCAGGCAAGUGCUGGAGGACCUCUUCCUGCCUUUGGCCUUCUGGUGCUUUGCUGGUGGAUUGCUCUGGGCAGCAUCCCUGCAGAAGAGCUUUAACCAGCUUGGCUCUUUGUUUUGCAGAGGUUUCUCUGACACUUUCCCAUCCUGCAGGCAGCCUAGGUCAGAGCUGAGAGCCUGGGUAAGUCCUCCAAGCACACGGUGUGAAGGCUUCCCUGCUGUGUCCAUCCCUGGCAGAUCACUUGGCACUCUGGAUGUCAGGAGCUUGGCUUCUUGUAACAGUAACCCCACCUGGAAACUCCUAACAGCUUACUUUGCCCUUACUCACUCCUGGUAACCCUGCUGUGUUCUCUGCCUGCUGGAGUAUUAGGGCAGAUUGAGCUGUGCCAGGCUGGCCUGGAGCAAGAGAGGAACUGAGUCACAGGAGCUGCUCAGAGGAGCUGCCCCCCAGCAGCUGGUGCUGGCCUGCUGCAGAGUCUGGCCCAAGAGCAGAGGUGGCCUCACAAGCAGCUGAGGGGUGCUGGUACCAGGGCAGCAGAAAGGCCUCUGGCAGUUCAGGGAGAAGCUGCAGGGUUGCUGUGUCAGUGGGGGUGAGCCAGGGGUGCCUGGCAGCAUGCAGCAGAGGUGCAGGAGCAGUUUGCUUUCUAAGCAGCUUUGAUCUUGUACUCUGCAUGAGAACCUUUGCCUGUGAGGUCUGCUGAGGACAUUGCAGUGCAGGGCAGUGCCAGCCCAGCCUUGGUGCCUGCAGUGUGCAGCUCCUGAGCUCCAGCCACGAUUCCACACUGAGGGAUGGGCACUGACCAGUAGCUGCCUGCUCUGGCUCCUGCUCUGCCAGCUCCUGGAGCUUUGCAUCGCUGGGAUUUGGUUUGGCCUUGACUUCAGCUGCACUGGUCCUGGGCUGAAGGCUCCCUGUGUGCCAUGGGGGUGCUGGGAGCAGGGGCACUCCUGCCUCUGGCUGGCAUUUGUCCCACUAACCUGAAUAUUCCUUAUGGCACUCAGCUGCUUGGCUCUGCUGCAUGCCUGUGCCACAGGGCAGCAGCAGCAGCCUGGGAGGUGUGUGUGGCUGUGGCUGGUUCAGGGUCAGCCACUGCUGGGAGGCUGACUCCUGGCCUUCUUCAUGGCACACCGGGUGUAGUUUUCCUCCUCUUCCUCGUGACACCCAACCCUGCACCAGGCAUAUGCCACACCAUGCAUGCUUCCCCUCCUGCCUUCCUGCUCCAGGUGCAAGUGGGGCAAAGCACCUCCUGCCUGGUCCUUGUGCACGAUUCCAAGUGCCUGCUGUGCCCUCCCCAGCCUGCUGGCCCUGCAUGUGUCUGAUAAAACUCUUGCACCUAGCAGGAGCCCACUGCAGAGCUGAAGACAGCAGGGCAGCUUUCCAGCAUGCCCCAUGCCCAGCUGUGCCAGGCUCUGCUGCCCCACUGCAGCGUUUGCUUUUCUCCCUGCCAGUUCUGAAGGCCUGGCUCAGCUGGUGCCACAGAGUGCUCACUGGUGACAAAGCCAGUCACAAACUGCAGCUCUGGGUUGGUUUUAUCACAGCCUUGUCAUGGUUAUCUGGUGCCAUCCAACGGGCUGGCAAAAGUGGGUUUAAAGAGUUAAUGGCUUGGGUUUACUGGCAGCUGUACCCAUGCUCUGUGAGGGCACAAAUCAGAGCUGCCCUGUGGCAAUCUUGAGUGGGUCUGAGCAAAGAGCUGCUUUGGGAGCCCCAGUGUCAUGUGAAGCUCUUUGGAGAGCACCCAAGGUCAGACACUCCUCAGGGGGCUGUGCCACUGUGCACCCUGCUGUUGGUGCUGGUGCAGCUGCGGGGGGCAGGGGAAGCAGCACUCCUGUGCCCACUGCAGCUGUGUGUGUGCUGGGGCUGGGGAGCAGCCCUGAUGGGUGUCCUGUGAUGCACUGUACUGAAGUCUCCUGUCAGAGGUGAACUAAUGCAAAUAAACCUUCUAUUUCUGUA